Messenger RNA from Nerophis ophidion (straightnose pipefish), 2465 nucleotides. Its product is annotated as gap junction gamma-1 protein-like. The record is from RefSeq and is a predicted model, not a curated record. Gene Ontology annotation, cellular component: connexin complex. Gene Ontology annotation, biological process: cell communication. Lineage: Eukaryota; Metazoa; Chordata; Actinopteri; Syngnathiformes; Syngnathidae. The transcript is spliced from 5 exons. The coding region runs from base 315 to 1475 and encodes 386 amino acids.
GCAAAGAUUGUUCGUUUUCUCCAAGACACCACACAUGUUGACCAAAAAGCGCAACUUGGAUAUGAGAAAGAAAAAAACCCCGGCUCGUUCAUUCAAAGAGCAGCUUUGAAAAGCGGCUUCGUUCGCGAACGACCCAGGAGGAUCCAGGAGCCCGCGGGAGCCACAAGGACUCCUCGGACGCAGCAGACCCCGGCACAAGGGGGGCCGCGACGGACUGAAGGCGCUAAUUAGGACAACCUGCUGGACCAAUUAAGUGUUCGGAGCCGAGGUCGGGAGCGCACAAGUCUGUUUAGCUCCCCGGUCACCUUGGCACCAUGAGUUGGAGCUUCCUGACUCGUCUGCUGGAUGAGAUCUCCAACCACUCUACCUUCGUGGGGAAGAUCUGGCUGACGGUGCUCAUCAUCUUCCGCAUCGUGCUGACAGCAGUGGGCGGGGAAACUAUCUACUACGACGAGCAGAGCAAGUUUGUCUGCAACACGCAGCAGCCGGGGUGCGAGAAUGUUUGUUACGAUGCCUUUGCCCCGCUCUCACACGUCCGAUUCUGGAUCUUUCAGGUGAUCAUGAUCACUACUCCAACAAUCAUGUACCUGGGCUUCGCCAUGCACAAGAUUGCCCGCAUGGAUGACUCCGACUACCGACCGCUACGUAACCGCAAGAAGAAAAUGCCUAUCAUCAACCGGGGGGCGGUCCGGGACUACGAGGAGGCGGAAGACAAUGGCGAGGAAGACCCCAUGGUCGCAGAAGAGAUCGAAUUGGAGAAGCCAGACAAAGCAGAGAAAACUUCGGGAGAGAAGAAGCACGACGGACGGCGUCGCAUCUUGCGAGACGGCCUCAUGAAAGUCUACAUAUGCCAGCUGGUGUGGCGCUCCGCGUUCGAAGUGAGCUUCCUCUGUGGCCAGUACGUCCUGUACGGCUUCGAGGUGAUCCCCUCGUACGUGUGCACCCGCUCACCCUGCCCGCACACCGUGGACUGCUUCGUGUCUCGGCCCACGGAGAAAACCAUCUUCCUGCUGGUCAUGUACGUGGUGUCCUUCCUCUGCCUGGUCCUGACCGUUUUCGAAAUCGUCCACUUGGGCAUCGGCGGCGUCCGCGACACCUUCCGCAGGCGCAGCACCCUGCGGUCAGCUGUGCUCUCCUCCUCGCACGCCUUGGCCGUGGCCUCUGCGCCGCCAGGAUAUCACGCCGCCGUGAAAAAGGGAGGAAAAGUCGGGCUGAGGAAUUCGCCAACAGGUGAUUCUGGUAUGGACAGUUUCGGUGACGAGACCAACUCAUCCCGGGACCUGGAGCGGUUGCGCAGGCACUUGAAGCUGGCCCAGCAGCACCUGGACCAGGCCUACCACACGGAGGAGGGAAACCCCUCGCGCAGCAGCAGUCCAGAGGUCCACACCGCAGCACAAACGCCGGCUGAGCAGAACCGCCUCAAUUUUGCCCAAGAAAAGCACCAAGAGGCCAGCGAAAAAGGAACACAUGCCUGAAGCUGCUCCCUGACCCAAACUUCUGUGCUGCCAUUCCCACUGGCCUUUAUCACACAAGAUUGGGGAACAUCUGGGAAUGCAGUCUGACCACAGAGAGAGAAAGAAAGUGCGCGUCUGAGGGGAAAAAAAAAAAGAAAUGUGCCUUUCAGUAUUGUGAGGUCUGUUGAGAAGAAUAACGCUGACAACUGGUUCAUCUUGAAAGGUGGCUCCACGCUCGUUUCCCACAAACUGAGAGCACCCAAGGCAGAACCUGGUCUCGCUCGCCAGUUGUUUAUGUUGCCACAAAUCCCAGUUGUUUACUGGUGGUGUUCUGUCUGAGCCGCCACCUCCUUUGGUCACGUUCCUUUUUUUCACCCCAUGGCAGACGAGGUUUGUUGAGGCUCAUCAAGCUGUUUCUCUCUCCAUCCCUCCGUCUUUCUUCUCCUCCCAAAAGGCCACAAAGUUUCCCUGGGAAAUUACUUGAAUUUUUUUUUUUUACGGUACAGAAAUUUCCCCCAAUUUUGUUGUUUUCAAUUACAACUUUUCUCCUUUUGCUUUAAGUGGGAGCUUUCCCCCGCCGCCAGAAGGACGCUCCUAUAAAUGAUUCAUCAUCUCCAGUCUAGAAAAGUGGUUUUCGCUAAGCAGCUGCUAAUCCCGCUCAUCUGGGUGACAACUGCAUCCUGCUCUAAGACAUUCUUCUUUGAUGAGACAUCAUUUUCCAUCGCUGACACGCUUCAUGUCCCGAGUGUCAGCCUUCUGACAGAACUGACCGUUUGAUCAGGUGAGCUGACGCUUUAUGCCGCCUUCUCCGUCACUUUAUAGAUUUUUGGACCAGGAGACGGAGCCUGCUCCAUUGUUAAUCAUCUCACUUCUCUCUCUUUUUUUUUUGUUCUUUCAGUUCUAUAACAUGACUCGGUUUUGGGAAAAAAAAUAACAGGCAAUUUUUGUAGUGUUAAAAUGUAGAGACUAUUUUUUUUCUUGAGAGUUAAUAAAUAUAUUUGAAAAGAGUUA